CGAUCCAUGAUUGGUGCGGGGGGGCUACGAGGAGGGACCGAUCGCCUUAUAAACGCGACUGCCCACUCGACGAUCCAUCCAAACCUGCUGUAAGCUGCCAGCAUCGACGCUUGCACACGCAAUCAAGACUCCAUCAUCUCAUCGUCGGGGGUACACUUGUGCUAUGGAGUCGUACGAACUCACCUACGGCAUUCUUCGUUCUGGCGUGAGCCUGGAUUUGGACGACACGUUUACUUCCUACUCCACUUGGCUUAAUGAUGAUCUUGAAGACUCUCUCUCAAUCGUUCCUCUCUUUCACCCCUCCCGCCUCCCCCUCCCCGAGGCAGAAUCAGCGAUCACCGACUCCAUUGCAUCACACGAAUACGCUGAGCACGUUCCUUCCGAGAUGACAAGAUCAGAUCAUGGUGAUCAGCUUCAAGAUGCAGCAAGGUCAUCAAGACAGGACGUGCCGGAUGGCAACAUACGUGAAUCAAAGACCGGCAUCGUGCGAAUUCACUCCCGGCAGGUGGAUCUCCAGUCCAGCAAGCCCGUCGAGAUCACCCUCGAGCGCCUCGCUGAACACUUCCACGAGAGCCUCGAGGUUGCGGCAGCCAAGAUCGGCAUCGGCAAAUCGACGAUGAAGCUGGUGUGCAGGCGGCUGGGAGUGCAGAAGUGGCCGUACAAACAAAGUAGAGUCAAGAGGGUCGGAGUUGUUUAAUGCUAUUUAGAGCAUGCUUGCAUCAUUUUUCUACUCUUGAUUAUGUAAAUCUUAGCGAUACA
Guillardia theta CCMP2712 is the source of this 759-nucleotide messenger RNA. RefSeq lists its product as hypothetical. The record is from RefSeq and is a predicted model, not a curated record. Gene Ontology annotation, molecular function: DNA-binding transcription factor activity. The transcript has a single exon. The coding region runs from base 164 to 697 and encodes 177 amino acids. NCBI's taxonomy places the organism in Eukaryota, Cryptophyceae, Pyrenomonadales, Geminigeraceae.